AGCUCGGCUGGUGUUGCACAAGGCUAGCCUGUGUGUUCAGCAAAUACAAGCGUGCGAGGAAGAGUCGGUGCCACUCACUGGAAGAGAGCAGAAUCUCAGCCAUGGACAUGGAGAAGGUCAACUCCAUGGGCUUCGGUGAAUUUGUGGAUGUGUUUGGGAACGUCAUUGAAAAAUGUCCUCUGGUCGCAGCUGCCGUUUGGUCCCAGCGUCCAUUCUCUGGCUCGGAAGACUUGGAAAAACACUUUUUUGAUUUUAUCGAUGCUCUUCCAAGGUCAGGCCAGGAGGGCAUCCUACGUUGUCACCCGGACCUAGCGGGCCGAGAUCUGCAGCAGGGCACGCUCACCGCCGAGUCGCGGCGGGAGCAGAGCCAAGCGGGCCUCACCAGCCUGGACACAGACGACCGGCUGCGGCUGCAGCAGCUCAACGCGCUGUACCGCGAGCGCUUCGGUUUUCCAUUCGUGCUAGCUGCGCGCCUGAGCGACUGCGCCGCAGUGCCCCGGGAGCUAGCCCGCCGGCUGCAUUGCCAGCCCGAGUCCGAGCUGUGCACUGCCCUGGGCGAGGUGAAGAAGAUCUGCCACUUGCGCCUGGCGGAUUUGCUAGGCGCCGGUCCCGCCAGUGUGGAACCGCAGCGGGACUGGGGAUCCGAACGCCAGCAGGAUGCGCCACAAAGGGAACUUGGCGCAGCACACCCUUCGCCGGAGGUUGGCUCCGGCCUGGAAGACAAUCCUCUCACCCACACAAAGCAAGUGGAGAACUGAAGCAAUCACACGAGCAAUGAAUGCAUCCUUUGUGCACUCAUCCACAUGAACACGCGUCGCCAAAAUAUGUCAAAAUUCUAGAGAGUUUAGCGCUUUGCCCCGGAUUUAUCCAGAUCACUGCUUCAAUUCUCCAUUCGCCUUGCGGUCUGCCGACACUACAGCUUUAGCGAAUUGAAAGCUCCCAUCUGGCUCCCCAUUCUCUCCUGCUAAGCAGGAACAAGCAAUGCAAAAGGCACUGAAAGGGGAGUCUUGUAUUCCAUAGUGAUUUUUCUUUUCCCACUUCAUUUGAUUUACCUGAUAUUUACACGUGAGCAGAAGCGACUGUCUCACUCUGAGACACUCAUGAAAGCUGAAGUUGGGAGGGGGGAAUUAAAACAUUGGUUUUGGUCCCAGGUGAUCAUCUAGCAGUGGGAGCUGAGUUCUCUUACUCAACUACCAACUUGGGGACUAUGCUCUGCAGAGAUCAGUGUGUGUGUGUGUGUGUGUGUGUGUGUGUGUGUGCCCAAGUUGGAAAGUUUUGAUGGUCAGGAGCCAGUGUCACCCUUGUCCCUCCAAAAGGUCAGCCUUUGGUGGUGGACUGGACAGCCCUACGAGCUACCCAAUAUUAAAAUAACAAUACUCAUUGGACAGCCAUGGGUGUUGUGGAGCCCUGGAUGAAGAUGGUAUCCAUAGUGCUGGUAAUAGGGGGGUAGAGAUGAUGCAGAUAGAAAUCUAUAGAACAAGUCAGAUUUGGGAACCUGGAGAUCCAGAGUCAGUCAGCCUGCUGUGGUCUCUGAAGAAGUGACAUCACCAGCAGGAGACGCAGUCACAACAUCCCCCCU
This is a messenger RNA of Alexandromys fortis (reed vole), 1579 nucleotides long. RefSeq names its product ureidoimidazoline (2-oxo-4-hydroxy-4-carboxy-5-) decarboxylase (gene Urad). Gene Ontology annotation, cellular component: peroxisome. The record is from RefSeq and is a predicted model, not a curated record. Gene Ontology annotation, biological process: allantoin metabolic process; urate catabolic process. Lineage: Eukaryota; Metazoa; Chordata; Mammalia; Rodentia; Cricetidae. Gene Ontology annotation, molecular function: 2-oxo-4-hydroxy-4-carboxy-5-ureidoimidazoline decarboxylase activity.